This is a messenger RNA of Gymnodraco acuticeps, 2402 nucleotides long. Its product is annotated as probable flap endonuclease 1 homolog. The record is from RefSeq and is a predicted model, not a curated record. Bases 195 to 1232 code for a protein of 345 amino acids. Gene Ontology annotation, cellular component: nucleus. Gene Ontology annotation, molecular function: manganese ion binding; DNA binding; 5'-flap endonuclease activity. Lineage: Eukaryota; Metazoa; Chordata; Actinopteri; Perciformes; Bathydraconidae. The transcript has 11 exons.
GGAGAUGUUCAGGGCAUUUAACCGGACAUUGUUGUAGUUUCGGUUAAUGCAAAGUCCACUUGAUCUGCCAAAGAUCCCAAACAAACGCCAAUUUAAUUUGGAUCCAACCAUAAUUGAACAAGUGUUUUUCCUCUUCUACCGGAAGUAUUCCUAAUCCACAAAGGCAGACUAGGCAGUGGUGCUGCUGUGUGACAAUGGGCAUCACCAAACUGGCAGAUCUGAUCCGUCAGGAUGCUCCUGGUGCUAUUUCUCAUAAGGAUAUCAGUGACUACACGGGAAAAGUAAUCGCACUGGAUACCUCCAUUGUUAUUAACCAGUUCCGUGCAGCGACGCCUUCACUGAGCCCCCUGACUGGUCUCUUCUUCCGCACGCUCACCUUCCUGGAACAUGACAUAAAGCCAGUCUUUGUGUUUGAUGGAAAGCCUCCCAGGGAGAAGAGCGCUGUUCUUGAGAAGCGCGCUGAAGCUGCUGGUUGGAAGUCACCCAACCGAACAGGCACAGCCUCACCCCAGACCAGAGACUGUCUCCAGCUGCUGAAGCUUCUGGGUGUUCCUGUCAUCCAGGCUCCAGGAGAUGCUGAGGCGCUGUGUGCCAAGCUGGUGAGAGAUGGGACUGUGGAUGCCGUUGCAUCAGAGGACAUGGACACUCUGCCGUUUGGAGCCAAUAUUCUCAUUCGACAGCUCAACGCCAAGAAGGACAGUAAAGUCAUUGAAUAUUCUUUACCCAAGCUGUUAGAGAAACUCAAAAUGACCCACGAGGAGUUUGUCGACCUGUGUAUUCUGUUGGGCUGUGACUACUGUGACAAGAUAGCCGGUUUGGGUCCGACAAGAGCGCUGUCUCUGAUCCAGAAGCACCGUACUAUUGAGAACGUGGUUUUGCACGUCAACAGAAAGACCCAUCCUGUGCCACAUUUCUGGGAGUACAAAGAAGCUCGGAAGAUAUUCCUGGAUGCACCACACUCAGUAGCUCCUGAACUCACCUGGACUGAGCCAGAUGAAGAAUCCUUGGUUAGACUUCUCUGCCACGUCAAAUACUUUAAGGAGGAGAGAAUCCGUCAUCGCAUGGAGAAGUUCCGUCAGACACGGGAAAGUAAGCGGGAGGAGAAGGAAAAAGAGACGGCAGAGGGAAAAAGCAAGCAGACUCGCAUUGAGGACUUCUUCAGAGUUACCAGAAAAAGGGCGCAGCCUGUGGACGCUUCAAGCAGCAACAGAAAGAGACCCAAGACUAAGUAAGGCUGCCAACAUCUCCUGCUUGCUGCUUCCACCGUCCAAGUUGGAAGACGUUUAACGCUGUCUGCAUUUCCUGAUAUUAGAUACAAUUCUGAAAAAAAUGAAAGAGACAAUCUGUUAUCCCACUCUUAAAUGUCUGGCAUAAGACAUUUUUUUAAACAAGCCAUCAUGCCUCCUUCUUGUUUUGAUGACUAUAUCUAGCAUCUUCACCAUCCAUAACAGUGACUAAAUAAUAAUGUGUUUUGAAUUUAUAUUAGGCUAAUAAUUGACACAUUUCAACAGUUUUAGAGGCUUUACAUGUUGAAUCAUGGUUUUACAUUCAGAGAAGACUAGGCUUUUCCAAGUGCCUUCUAGUAACCCUCCACAUUUUGAAGGAGCCAAAACAGGAGUUUUGCAAGACUCUUUCUUUGUCUCUACAUGGGAGGAGCACUUCUCCCACUGACAAUACAAUAAUCUGAUCUGGUCUUAACAGCAGUGUCUGCAACAAUGCAGUGCACUGAGCAGUUCUUCAGUGUAUCCAGCAGUUUCCUGCAGAGCUACAUAGAAAGCAGAGCAGGCGGUGUGGGCUAUGAAAGGGAACAGUGUGAUCACUGUUGGGGAGGCCUUCCCCCCCCCCCGCCAACACUGGAGACAGCGGAUGUCUCAUCACUAGAUAUUCAAUGAGCACCUGUUGUGUUCAGGGUGCCAAGGCUGAGACCAAGGCCUUGAAUGUUAAAACAUGCACACAAGUGGUAACAUGUGCAAAAAGAGAUAGUGAGAUGCUGCAAUAUGAAAAAAGGGUACUUGUGGGUUAUCUGUUUUUUAUUUAAUUUUCCAAUCCCAAUCCCAACCCUAACUAAAGUGCGUAUUUAGAGAGUUUGAAAAAAACAAUAAAAGUGGCGACAGAUAUCCCACAAGUACCAAAAUAUGUAUGUAUUUUUUGUAAAUACAGUGUACACUGUAUCAUUUUUGUAUUUUUUAAGAAAUUAUAAAACUGUUGAAGGUAUUUCUGCAGCUCAUUUUGCGAAAUUGUUAUCUGUCUAAUAAGUUAUUUAGCUUUUGUUCUUCUUUUUUAGUUUGUUCUCUUGCGUUCUCACACAUUUAUUCUCAGGACACAAUUUGAGCAGUACAAUAUAACUCAUGCUUUAAGAAAUGUGUCUUAAAAAAACAAUAAAACACAAUUUAAAUAAAUAA